AUGUACGAUGGAAAUUUGAUGGAGAAUAUCCAUUGUAAGCGGCUACGGGAGGAGACGAAUUGGAACGCUGAAGCAAGUCACGAGCUGCUGAGACUGCGCUUUCAACAAUUGAGGGACUUAUUUGAUAAUGCGCAGACGGUGGCAGAUGUGCAUGAGGCCUGGGGCGUCGUAGCAUCGACGCUUAGUAAGAAGACGGACUAUAGACUGCAAGUGGAUGCGGUCCAAUGUAGCGACCAACUGACGAAACUUCGAAAACAGUGGCAACAAAGCAGCAAGAAUCAGUUGCAUGUGAUGAUGGCUGAGUGUUUUAACAAAAACAUUGUCGAGUCUCAGCAGCAGCACGAGUCAAUGCAGCAUCUUCCACAAGUAAAAAGUAAUUUCAAUAAAGCAAUGGAAGAAGCCUUGAUGCAAGAAGCAGAGGAAGAAAAGACAGUUGAAAGUGGGCUAAAAAGGAGCAAGACAAUGGCAGUACAAGAGGUAGAAGAAGUUUCAGUGUCAUCACUGUCAGAUCAAGCUGAGACUUUGUCGUCUUCGGAACCGAUUCUAUCGUUAUCAGACCUUACUUGUCCAACAAAGCAUGAUAUGGAGUCGUCUACCGUUGGUGUGCAUGAAGAUCGGUUAUUACCGGCACAUGAAUCUCUUGAGAUAUCUCCUCAACCAGUUUCAAGUCUAUUACAAGAAACUCUAUUGUCAGUUGUCUUGGAUGAAGAAAAAGAAUUCUAUCGACAUGGUGAUAUUAUGCGUGCACUGGAGAAACGAUCCCUGCAGUUUGAACGACUGGCUCAAUCUCAUAAACAUCUCGCUAAUGUGACCGAACAAUUAAUGGACGCUCUGGUCAAUCGCAACAUUGAAUUAACGUAA
Messenger RNA from Peronospora farinosa, 861 nucleotides. Lineage: Eukaryota; Oomycota; Peronosporomycetes; Peronosporales; Peronosporaceae. The record is from the annotation of a GenBank genome assembly.